Dacryopinax primogenitus is the source of this 700-nucleotide messenger RNA. Its product is annotated as ribosomal protein S26e. The coding region runs from base 60 to 446 and encodes 128 amino acids. The record is from RefSeq and is a predicted model, not a curated record. Gene Ontology annotation, molecular function: structural constituent of ribosome; mRNA binding. Gene Ontology annotation, cellular component: cytosolic small ribosomal subunit; ribosome. Gene Ontology annotation, biological process: translation. Lineage: Eukaryota; Fungi; Basidiomycota; Dacrymycetes; Dacrymycetales; Dacrymycetaceae. The transcript is spliced from 4 exons.
UUGACGUUGACUGCUGAAGACAGAGCUCGUCGUCCGACCUUUACUCAACAUCCAGCAUCAUGACCAAGAAGAGAAGAAAUGGCGGCCGGAACAAGCACGGCCGCGGCCACACCAGCUUCGUGCGCUGCUCUAACUGUUCCCGUUGCGUCCCCAAGGACAAGGCCAUCAAGCGUUUCACAGUGCGCAACAUGGUUGAGUCUGCGGCUGUAAGGGAUAUCAGCGACGCGAGUGUCUACCAAGAAUACGCUGUUCCCAAGCUCUACAUCAAGAUCGCCUACUGUGUCUCGUGCGCCAUCCACUCGCACGUCGUCCGUGUCCGUUCCCGUGAGGGCCGCAGGAACCGUGCUCCCCCUCCCCGCAUUCGGUUCAAGGAUGGCAAGAAGGUGAACCCCGCCGUACAAGCAGCAGAGGACGCCAAGGCCGGUGCUGCUGCUGGUGCUCGGUAAACCCGUCAUGUCCCUGUCUUCGUCAUCAGUUGCGUAUGAGAGAAUGGGUGUGUGCAUGCGUUGUGCCAGACGGAAAACCCGCGCGGCGGGAGUAUGAGACAUGUGAUUAGUUGCGUGUUGCUUGUAAUGCACCCGUUUGCUAUCAUUCCUCACUGCGUUUUCUCGAGUGACUUGUGAUCGGUGUGCUCGAGUAGAACAACGCGCUUCUCAAGCUUUUAGGGUUCACGACACGGACGUCGGAUGAGUUGCUGCAC